This is a messenger RNA of Marchantia polymorpha subsp. ruderalis, 660 nucleotides long. The record is from the annotation of a GenBank genome assembly. NCBI's taxonomy places the organism in Eukaryota, Viridiplantae, Streptophyta, Marchantiopsida, Marchantiales, Marchantiaceae.
AUGGAGACGAAACUGCCUGAAAGUCCAGAAACGACUCCUUUUUCAACCUUACAGAGAGCGAUCGCUAUACUGCUUCAAAAUGCGUCGGCCGUAGAGGGUCUCUUCACGGUUCCGGUAUCGGAAGAGGCGGCUUCAAAGGCUUGGGCGAGCGUUUUUGCGAAGGAUCCAGUUGAACCUGAUCACAACAUGAAGGAGAUGGAGCUCCAUCAUCUGGCGGCAGCCAUACUUUUAGAGCUGAAGAGGCUCGACGGGUCCCUCUUGACAAAUGAACUACACAACCGCUUCGUUGCAGCUGCAGCCAUAUCCAACAGAUACUCGCAGAUCUACGUGUUUCGCCUUCUGCUGGGAAAUCUUCCACCAACGAAUUAUUCUGUUCUGAAGAAUCUAUCGUUGCUGUUGCGGUGUACGACUUUCAGAAAUACGCCCAAGGUUUCCGAGCAAGUCAUUGUGACUUUUGGGCGCCUCCUGAUGAGACACAGAGACGGCGUACUGUUUGUGCAUAGGCAGUUGACAGCAGCAGAUGCCGGAACCCUCAUCACUGUUGUUCUCAUCGAGGAGUGGAACUAUCUGUUUCAAUACGGUCGGGUCUCUUUUAAUAACUCUCCUGCGAAGGUCAACACGGAUCCUACUAUUCCCACAUCUGAUGUCAGAUACGUAUAG